Microsporum canis CBS 113480 is the source of this 1875-nucleotide messenger RNA. RefSeq names its product glucosyltransferase. Gene Ontology annotation, cellular component: endoplasmic reticulum membrane. Lineage: Eukaryota; Fungi; Ascomycota; Eurotiomycetes; Onygenales; Arthrodermataceae. The transcript is spliced from 3 exons. The record is from RefSeq and is a predicted model, not a curated record. Bases 1 to 1875 code for a protein of 624 amino acids. Gene Ontology annotation, biological process: protein N-linked glycosylation. Gene Ontology annotation, molecular function: dolichyl pyrophosphate Man9GlcNAc2 alpha-1,3-glucosyltransferase activity.
AUGGCACCGACUUCGCCUUCAACUCACCGACCGCGAAAGAAACGCCGAGCACUAUCAGGUGCUGGGCUGAACACCGACCUGGUAAUAUCCAGAGAUCAUGAUGUCUACACUCCUGCUUUUCCAUUAGUCUCCUUCUUCUGGCCUGCGCGGUCUGGCGUAUCUCAAUGGCUCAUCCUACCCGUCGUGUUGAUGAUUGUUGGCCUUUUCCGGUGGGGAACUUCACUGUGGGGUCACUCAGGUUAUGGAGUACCCCCAAUGCAUGGUGACUUUGAAGCUCAGAGACACUGGAUGGAGCUGACAAUACACUUGCCAACCUCCUGGUGGUAUUUCUACGACUUGCAGUACUGGGGCUUGGAUUACCCUCCAUUGACGGCCUAUCAUAGUUGGCUCCUGGGGAAAAUAGGCCAAUUAAUAAACCCGGCGUGGUUUACAUUAGACAAAUCUAGAGGCCUAGAAGAGCCAUUAUUAAGGGUCUAUAUGCGUGCAACUGUCGUUGUUUCCGAGUAUUUAAUUUAUAUUCCAGCUGUUGUCAUCUUCCUCCGGAGGUAUGCUCGUGAGCAAGGCGUUGGACCAUGGCCGGGCUCUAUUGCUCUUUGCGCAGUUCUUAUGCAGCCAUCUACCAUCCUAAUUGACCAUGGACAUUUCCAAUACAACACUGUGAUGCUCGGCUUUAUUGUCGCCUCCCUCGAAUGCAUGUACGCUGAUAGGCCGCUCUGGGCCAGCUUAUUCUUUGUUGGCGCCCUGGGAUACAAGCAAAUGUCGCUCUACUUUGCUCCGGUUGUCUUUGCUUAUCUAUUAGGAAUUUGCUUUUCUCCUCGUGUUCGGCCCAACAGGUUGAUCAGCAUUGCCUUGAUCACCAUCGUUGCGUUCGCCAUCCUAUUCACGCCACUUUUUGCCGGCACUCUCUCGGAUUGGUAUGGCGACAUACAUGGCCCUACUGACCAGCCUCCAUUGAUGAAAUCCCUCCCCAUACAUAUCAACAAGGCAUCCUGGCUUCACCAGGUGGUUCUACAGCUUACUCAGUGUAUCCACCGCAUAUUCCCAUUUGCACGAGGUUUAUUUGAAGAUAAGGUCGCCAACGUCUGGUGUGCCAUCCACACUUUCUACAAACUCAAUAAAUUUGAUCCCAGCAUUCUCAAGCUAGCAGCACUGGGUGCUACACUCAUUACUAUUAUACCAUCUUGCUUGAUAAUUGGACGUUACCCUCGAACACACCUUCUACCCUAUGCACUAGCAAGCACGGCCUGGGGUUUCUUUCUCUGCUCGUUCCAGGUCCAUGAGAAGAGCGUAUUGCUGCCACUUUUGCCAAUGACGUUACUUCUGGGGAGUGCUGGUGGACUCAGCAAAGAAAUACGAGCAUGGGUUGGCUUGGCUAAUAUGCUCGGUGUGUGGACGAUGUUCCCACUCCUAAAGCGCGACGAACUAAGAAUUCCUUACACAAUCCUUACAUUGUUAUGGGCAUAUAUGCUCGGGCUACCUCCCACUUCUGUCGAUCUCUAUAGAAAUUUUGGUGGAACAGAACAAUUCGUCGAGUUAUUCUCCAUAACAAAAUUCAUCCAUCUAUCCUAUUAUGCAGCUAUGUUAGUAUGGCAUAUCCUUGAGUUUACCGUCAACCCGCCUCCUACGAAACCGGACUUGUGGGUGGUCCUUAACGCACUAAUCGGUGCAUCCGGAUUUGGGAUCAUCUUCCUAUGGUGCAACUGGAAACUAAUACAGACAGCUAUCCUUGAGCCGUAUCAGCCCUCUUCGAAUAUAAAACGCAAGCGUGCAGUGUCUGAGAAAGUACCUCUUGACGAUUCCAAAGAACAGAAGGUGUCUAGUAAGGGCUCAGAAGAUAGCAAAGGUCACACCAAAGUACAAGGCCUUAGCGGCUAG